Pedinophyceae sp. YPF-701 is the source of this 1299-nucleotide messenger RNA. NCBI's taxonomy places the organism in Eukaryota, Viridiplantae, Chlorophyta, Pedinophyceae. The record is from the annotation of a GenBank genome assembly.
AUGGCGCCGAAGGUCCAUGUCUCCCAGGACAACCUGAAGAAUCGCGCCGGGCGCUCCGGUUCGGACAUGAGGCUCCCCGGACAAGGAAACGCCAACGGCGACUCUGGCAGCCCGACCGGUGCCGCUGUCCAGGCGCAGAUGGAGAAGAUGCUCCCUGCGGACGAGGUCCUGCAGAUCGCACGCGACAAGGCCAAGGAGUCGACUGUGGAGGCCUCGGAGCUCCAGAAGUCCAUCGAGCAGGUGUACCGCGUCCGCGAGGCCCACCGCUUGAAGGCAAAGACCACCCUGCCCGAGCUGGUGCUUGAUGCCUCGGGGCUGCUGGCCGACGGGGCCGACGCGCUCAUCGACGACUCCUUCUGGCGCUGCUUCGAGCACAACCACGCGGACUCGUGGAACUGGAACGUCUACCUCUUCCCGCUGUGGUGCUGCGGCGUCAUCCUGCGGUACUUCGUGCUCUUCCCGCUCCGCCUCCUCGGCCUGCUCACCUGCUUCACGGGCUUCCUCGUCUCCUUCUUCACCGUCCACGUCCUCGUCCGCAACAAGAAGCUGCGGCGCCGGCUGCAGUCCGGCCUGAUCCGCUUCCAGUGCAACGUCUUCAUCGCGUCCUGGACCGGCGUCGUCCGCUACCACGGCCCCGCGCCCGUGAACCGCCCCGGCCACGUGUGGGUCGCCAACCACACCAGUAUGAUCGACUGGAUCGUGCUGACGGCGUACCGGCCGUUCUCGGUCAUCAUGCAGCUCCACAAGGGCUGGGUCGGGUUCAUCCAGACCGAGGUCGUCUCCGCGCUCAACGCCCUGUACUUCUCGCGGACCGACUCCAAGGACCGCGCCCUGGUCUCGCGCCGCAUGAAGGAGCACGUGCACGACCCGGAGAACGACACGCCGCUGCUGGUGUUCCCGGAGGGCACGUGCGUGAACAACGAGUACUGCGUGCGCUUCGCGCGCGGCGCCUUCGUCCUCGACUCGAAAGUGUGCCCCAUCGCCAUCAAGUACAACAAGAUCUUCGUCGACGCGUUCUGGAACAGCAGGAGGCAGUCGUUCACCAACCACCUGUACGCGCUGAUGACCUCCUGGGCCGUGGUGUGCGACGUGUACUUCCUGGAGCCGCAGAGCCAGCGCGCGGGCGAGACGGACAUCGAGUUCGCGCAGCGCGUGCAGCGCAUGAUCGCCAAGAAGGCCGGCCUGCAGAUCGUCCCGUGGGACGGCAUGCUCAAGUACGUCAAGCCCAACCCCAAGAUCGUCGACAACCGCCGCGCGGCCUUCGCGGAGCGCCUGGACGGCAUGCACGCCAGCGGCUGA